Molecule: messenger RNA, 1037 nt
Organism: Oryctolagus cuniculus (rabbit)
Lineage: Eukaryota; Metazoa; Chordata; Mammalia; Lagomorpha; Leporidae
Gene: TRIAP1
Product: TP53 regulated inhibitor of apoptosis 1
Biological process (GO): phospholipid translocation
Cellular component (GO): mitochondrial intermembrane space; nucleus; cytosol
Molecular function (GO): phosphatidic acid transfer activity
Source: RefSeq, a predicted model, not a curated record
AUGAACAGCGUUGGGGAGGCGUGUACAGACAUGAAGCGCGAGUACGACCAGUGCUUCAAUCGCUGGUUUGCUGAGAAGUUCCUCAAGGGGGACGGCUCUGGGGACCCGUGCACCGACCUCUUCAAGCGUUACCAGCAGUGCGUUCAGAAAGCAAUAAAGGAGAAGGAGAUUCCUAUUGAAGGACUGGAGUUCAUGGGCCAUAGCAAAGAAAAGCCUGAAAACUCUUCUUGACCUUGACAGACACCUUGCAGUUGUAGCCCCUCCAAUCAGGAAACUGAGGACCCUGGAUGUGUCCACUGAGAUUGUGAAGAUGACCAUUGGAUUUGAUGUGGUGGUUAGUUUUCUUCCUCACUUGUAAGAGGAUGAACCACCCACCAUUCUGCUUCGAGAUGAUCUCUCACUUGCUCUAGCAUCUCGCAGGAACUCAUUGUGCUGAGAGGAACAACUUCUUGGGACUAUGGGUGCAAUAUUUGGUCUAGCGUUAGCUUUAAAUAUACCUUGCAGGUAAAUAAUGAUAAACUAGCCAGGAUGAUCAAGGUUGCCUGACCUCUUGAUUUUUGCUGCGAAUGAUAUGACAUACACUGUACUGGGGUCAUUCUUCAUCAAAGCAGUAGGCCCGGGUCUCUCUCUCUCUCUCAGGGAGCUAAUGCUCUGACAAGGGGUCUGGGCACCAUGGUUUGAUCAGUGCUUUGGGAACAGAGGACCAGUUCCCUGCCUUAACAAAAGAUGUCAGGUUCAGAGGUGAAACCUUCAGGAGUGUUGUGGUCAUGGUUUUGGAGCUCAUGCUGCACCUCAGAAAUGCAGAACCUGCAGUCGCCAUGAGAGAGGAGCCUGCACUGCAGGUUUGCUCUCACCAGCCCAGCAUUCAGCCCGAGUCAUUAAAUUAAGCCAACUACAGGCCCUAAAAAUGCCACAUGCUGCUUCUGGUUCUGUAGGGGAAAAGGGUAUUUGCUUUUUUUGGCCUUGUUUACCUGCCCUGCGCUGUAAUGUCUGUGAUCAUGAAGAUGGAAUAAAUUGUAACAUUUAGUGUCUCAUUA